This is a messenger RNA of Bicyclus anynana (squinting bush brown), 10083 nucleotides long. RefSeq names its product protein unc-13 homolog 4B (gene stac). NCBI's taxonomy places the organism in Eukaryota, Metazoa, Arthropoda, Insecta, Lepidoptera, Nymphalidae. The record is from RefSeq and is a predicted model, not a curated record. Bases 335 to 4753 code for a protein of 1472 amino acids. The transcript has 19 exons.
CACGUGUGACGCACUUAUAGUUUACACGCAACGAAUGCGGCGAGUGUGGUGAUGCCUUAACUGUAAAGCUUCGCCGCUUUUUCUAGUGAAUCCAGUCUCGUGGUGUACAGUGGCAGUGUUGUGCAAGUCUGAGGAAAACAUACACGGAACGGAUUAAACUGUAAAUUAAAAAUGAUAUCGAGAUUGCAAAAGAACAUUACUCAUCACUCACUGCCAGGAACUCGGCAGAUGUUGUUUAAAUUAAGCUCAUAAACAAUUUCAGGUCACGCGGAAAAGAUAAGCGAGACAAAAAGAAAUUCCUCCUUUGAAAAGCGUUACAAACAAGAGAUAAACAAUGCCAGAAUUAGGCCCAAUGAUGCGUGCGCUGGAAAUGCAGAGGCUCAUCGAAAACAAAGUGUCCGAAUGGCGAGAGAGGUCAACACGGGUCGCGGGGGCGAGCGUGGCCGAGUCUUAUCAGCAGCCGCUUCACUUUAAACGUCACACCAACAGACGCAAAAACAGCGCUGAAAUAAACAGAAUUAUCGCAAAGUACUCGACUUCUAACAAGAGGCCUGUAGAGCGGCGAUUCACAUUAGAAAAGUGCCCUGAGGAUCCGCCUGUGCGUCCGGCUAGACACAAAAAGUUAUUCGAUAAGCUAAAGUUCUCGAGGAGCGAAGACAAUCUUGCCAAUAUAGGUGUCAUGGACACUCCGGACCCCACAGAGGAAAUCAAAGCUCCACCUCGUUUAAAAUUGUCAAAAUACAAAACGAAGAGUUGUGAGGAUAUAACCGCUUUUGGUGACUUCAAUCACACUAUGAAGAGCAAGCAUUUCGAAGAAAAUAGUAUAUUAAAUGCGAAGGUUAUUCCAAAAGAGAGUCACACGCUUCACAGUAUCGGCGAGGAUAGUUCAUCUAUUUCGGAACUUGAAGACAGUGGUGUUAAUUUAAGACACAAACCUAAUUUUGUUACAUCGACUCCUAUAUCAAAUAGAAAGACGUGUCCUGUUGGUGAUUCUGUGUCAGUGUUCGAGUUUGAAAAGUGUGCCAAAUAUGCCAGUGUUAGUGAUAUACAAAAAGGGAGUUCUGUGCCAGACGUUCGUAGUCGAAUAUCAGUGGGAUCGGAGAACACUUUGGAUGCUCGGAAACGAUGGAAGUUAAUAAAACCUCCUUUUCGGAAAGGAACAUUUGAUUGUUUACUUCGUUGGCGCGGAAAAAAACCGACGUCACAACAUCGAACUAAAAUUCAAGAAGUGGACGACAGUUUUUUCGAGAAGUUCGGAUCAAUACUAAAGCAAGUGUCACAAAAAGCCGCACUAGAAGAGUCAACGCCAUUAGCUCCAUUGAAAGAAGCAGAAGAACAGGAUGGGGAACAGAAAGCCAUUGACGCAUCGGAAAGCCAAAGUGUCGCUCGAGAUUCUGACAGUGGGAACGAAACAUUACUUGACACUGACUCCGAACCUGAAGACCCUGAAAAAGUUGACUUUUACGUUGAAGCAGUGGGAUGGAAUGUUGAUGAAUUAUAUUUGGAGAUACUGUACGAGAUAUUACACAAUGUCGGAGGACGUGACGUAGGCUGCGAGGUGGGGCAGCAGGCCAUGCUCGGCUACGUGCAGGAAGCCUUCAAAAUAUCCAACGAGAAGCACACGCAACUCCUGACACAGGCUGAGGCGAAGGAACCACCUGAGCUAAUGCUAAAUGUGGAGAUAAUUGAAGGAAAGGAUAUUGUCCCAAAAGACCCCACCGGUUUAAGUGACCCUUUCGUCACAAUAUACGUUAUGUCAAACACUGCUCACAGAUAUAACACGUCUGUAAAAUCGGCAACACUAAAUCCUACUUGGGAAGAGCAUUUUUCAUUGCCUAUUCCAGGAAAUUUGCAAGAAGAUUCAUUAUGUGUAGAAGUUUGGGAUUUCGAUCCAGCGGAGACGGUGAAAGAGAAAAUGACCAAAAUAUUCGAAGUUAAAGGCGUCAAAGGACUUCGUAAGCUUAUGAAAGAAAUUGCAAUCACAGCGUCUACGGGGAAACACGACAAUGAGCUAAUUGGCACUGCUAAUAUACCACUAAGUUCGAUCCCAGCGUGCGGUAUGACGACGUGGCUGAACUUGAACAAGAAGAGCAAACUGCGCCGGCAAGGCGUGCUGAAGGCGAGGUUCAGCUUCUCGUCGGAGAAGAACUCGCAGGUGGCAGCGCAGGAGCACAGGCAUCUCUUGAGGAUACUCUUGCUUCAUGAGCUCGAAAGUUCCAAGGUAGCUCCGUACUGGUGGUGCGGCAACUUCAGCGCGGCGGCGGAAGGCGUGCUGACGCAGCACGCGGCGCAGAGCGGCCUGUCGCAGCUCGACAACCACCUGGCGCAGUGGACCGUGUACUGCGCCGUCACCACCGACCACCCGCUCAGCUUCGCCCUCUUCAACGGCCUGUUGGACAAGCUCACCAAGCCGUUGCAAUCUGGUCUCGUCAAUGAAGAGGACGUCAAGCUCUUUUGGGACGGAGCGAAGAAGUUGCUUCCAACUUGUUACAGCCACAUAAGGAAAUUAAGAAAAAAGACCGCCGGCGACAAGACAGUCAUGAAAACGCUUCGAGAAGUUUUGAUAAUCCUUUAUAAACUGUCCAUAUUGGAUACACCUGAAUCUAUUGAUUUGUUUCCGGCUAAUUUAUACGGUUGGCUAAGAGAUAAGGACGAUGGCACCAGAUUAACAUUACACGAAGUCUUGAAUCAGGCAGUUAUACAGGGUGCUUCCGAUUGGUUCGUGCACAUACUUGACAAUAACGAGUGUAAAGAUAAAACGGAGGAAUCGAGGCUGCAGCAUUUGAUUCGAGUCAUACAAUUAGUUAGAUCUGAUUUGCAAAGGGCUGUGGAGUACUUCGAUAGGGUUUUUAUCGAGGUGAUGAGUUUCCCGUAUUCCAAAGCGCUAUACGGAGUGUAUGAGGACAAGAUCGCUUCGCUAGUGGAGCCAGAAGUGAUACAAGUGUGCAAGAGCAUGAAGCGGCUGCGAUACAGCGAGGGGUCCACCAACAGUGUCCACUUGGCCGGGGGUCUCAACGGAGACACCGGGCUGGGCGCAACCGAAGUUGGCACUGAGCCCUUGGCUAUGGGCACGACGUUGUUCGAAUUAUAUCUUGCGUUGCAGAGGUUUUUGACGUUAGGUCAAGGUCUUAAUGAAACAGAUUGGAACUCAUACAGCAUAUCAAAGUUCCACGGUUGGUUUUCCGAUGGAGUAGCUCAGUGGCUCGACAUAGCGGCUUACAAGGCGCUGACUCGCAUUGAGAAAGCGGUGGAGCUGGAUCAUCUGGUGCCUGUCGAUACCAAUGUGAAGUACAGCAGCUCUGGAGUUGACACGUUGGCGAUAUUUUACCAGAUUAAAAUAUUCUGGCAACAAUUGGCGUGGCCGGACGUUGAAGGCUGUUAUGCAUUUGUUGCUAAAAUUAUUGAUGAUAUAUGCCGUUGUUGCGUGUUCUACUCGGACCGCAUGGCCAACCGAGUGAGUAGCGUGGGCACCGUGACCAAUGUGUACGAGGAGCGGUUCGAGGUGACCACGGACUGGUGCGUGGCCAUCAACAACAUCGACUACGUGCGCCAGAGCCUGCAGCCUUUCGUGCAAGAGCUGGGCAUGGAGGAGAUCAUACAGAAGAUGUGCGAGACGCGUUCCCCGCUUGAGGCUCAGAGGUGUAAGGAGACAUUGCAGAAUGUCAUCGCCAAUGCCAUUGAUACGGUUAAAAACAAAAUUGUGGAUCUUUUGGAAGUUAUGAUUAAAAAGAUGAUGCCAUCUAUCACACGUUUCCUAAUAGAAGGAGCAGAACUACUCCACCAAGACUGUUCGAGUAUGGAGCGUGUGAUGCGAUACUUGGAAGCCAAUCUCGACACAUUAUACCAACAUCUUAACAACGAAAACUUUUCUAGAACACUCGAUAUAGUUUGGGAACAACUUGGUGAAGUGUUAUACGAACUUAUACAAGCCAAUCUUGAGCACCGAAGGGCAAAGAUAACUCGCUAUAUCGACCCGAGACGAUUGACCAAAUCGGCCGCAGCUAACUUAGACGCGAAACGACGUCCUCCCUCAUUCUUUUCCAAUCUACACGAAUGUUUAAAAAUAAUGGUUCGCUCCUUCCGACAAGACAAUAAAGACAUUUACACGUCUGAUACGUUAAAACGCGUGGAGUAUCUGUUGAAUCUACACGGUUUGGAGACGAGAGAGCUGAUACAUCAGUACCAUUUGGAGAGGUGGCAGGAGCAGCAGGCCGUCACUGAGCCGAAGAUGGGGUUGUUGACAGUACGAGCGCAGUUCGUUGAAGACAGUUUGAAGCUUGAAAUCAUGAACGCCAGGAAUUUGACCCCUACUGAUUCAAAUGGUCUGUGUGAUUCGUACGUCCGCGCAGCACUGCUUCCCGAAGAUUCGUUCGUGAACGUUGAAAAGCCAAAAACUCAGACACAUAGCAAAAACCUCUUUCCGCUAUACGACGAGAUGUUUUCAAUAUCGCUAACGCACGAGCAGCGGCGCAUCGCCGACGGGCUCAUCCACCUGGUGGUGAAGGACAAGGACAUGUUCAGCGUCAGCAACACGUUCGUGGGCGAGGCGUACCUGCACUUCAGCGAGAUCCCCGACACGCCGGCGCCCAUCUCCAGCCUGCCGCAGCAGCACUUGCCGCUCUCCAGACCUGCCACUAUCGACGGCGAUGCUAUCAAAGCUUUGGAGUCCAGACAAGGAGACAAACAAGCACGGGAGUUCCUUAAGAAACUAAGACAGAAAAUGCCAAGUAAACAAUUUUUCUCGCUAGGCUGAAUAUUUAUAUGAAUAUACGUAAUAUAAGCAUAAUUUAUUUGUGAUAACAUAACGCACAGAAUGUUGAUAAUCCUAUAUAUGUAUUAUGUAGUGAACAGCAAUCUGUGAAUAGUAGAAAAGAAAGCAAUAUUUUAAGCCUGUAGUUCUAAAGUCCUACACAAAAGUGUCAAGUGUCUGCUAAUUUUAAUCAAAAUUGUAUUAUCUAGAACUGAGUCUAUCAUGUUCCUCAUACUCUUAAGGUGUUGAUAGAUUUGAACAUUCACUUGUAACAGAACAUCGAGCUUUCAUCGUUUUUAUAUUUGUCGAACUGAACAACGAGCUGAGCCAAAAUAUAAUUAUAGAGCCAAAUAUUGCUACGAACAUUUUGAGAAUUCUAGCGAAUCUAUUCUCGUCAAAGAUAUUCUUCUCGGUAAAAAGUUCCAAGAAAAUCUGUUCUUUAGAAUGCUCGCCGGAACGCUGGAUAUGGAAUGCUCGUUAAAAUGUUCUCGUAUUUUUCUGUGAUGUAACAUUCGCAAGAAUGCUCAAGUCUGUCAGCACCUUUAUAAAUUUACUCUAGCAUAACGCUAAUUAUAUAUCGAUAAAUCUAUUCUUGCAGAUUAUAGAAUUUGUUUAAUUGGGUUUUCCAUAUAAAAUUGAGCUUAGAGAUUAGUAUGUAAAGUUUUACGAGCAAUAAAAUAUGCAAUUUGAUUAUACAACGUGUCCCAAAAUUCAACGAUAAGCGGGCGCCAAAAGAUUGACCUGCUCAUGAGCACUUAAGGAAAAAUAAUAAAAAAAAUAUACCUAAAUUUUUUUUUUAGUUACAAAAUAAAUUUUAAAAUUCUUUGAAAAUUUACACCUUGUAUGAUAUUUUGAACUACCGCAGCUACAAUUUCUUAAAUAUGCUUAAGAUUUUUUUUGUAUCGGAACCUAAGUAGUACUACUAUUCACCACAACUCUUAAAAACACCACAAUGCCCGCAGUUUUUACACAAAAAAAAAUCAAAAUAUUUUUUUUCCCUCAAAUUUUUAAAGAUUUUUACUUUCAGUCUACUUUGACUCAUGGUCUUGCAAAAAAAAGUAUGAACACCGCUAUGGCAAGUUAUUUUCAAAGUUGACGCAACUAAUCAAGAUUUCAAAAUAGUAUAAUACCCUAGGAUAACUAGUCACAAAAAAAAAUAUGCGUACCAUUUGUAAACAAGAACCAAAUUUCUUAAUUGUUCUUGUUGUUAGUAAUAAAUUUUACUAUGUUCCAAAAAUGUGUUUGUUAUUUUAAUUACACAACAUUAAAGUAAAUGUUCGAAUUGUUUUCCACCGGCAUUAAUACAGGCACGACAUCGCCUUAAAAACGACCGUUUUAUUUUUCGCGCAUAUCUUCUAGCAUUGAUAUGUGCCGCAGCCUGAGUGAUUUUUUGCCGAAGCUCGUCCAAUGUCGUAAUCGGUUUUGCGUAGAUCCUGUCUUUGAGACAACCCCAAUAAAAGAAAUCCAGGGGGUUUAGGUCGGGUGAUCGGGGUGGCCAUAGGAUAGGACCAAGUCGCCCGAUCCAACGCCCCGGAUACUCGUGGUCUAGGUAUUGUCUCACAGGACGAGCGUAGUGAGCUGGGCAACCAUCAUUUUGAUACCACAUAUUUUGAAGGUCGCUUAGGGGGACGUCUUCUAGUAAUUCUUGCAAAUCAUUUUGUAAAAAGUUCAAAUAACUGUCCCCAUCUAAGUUUCCUUGUAAUUCAAAAGGCCCAAUCACUUUUCCAUUUAAAAUGCCCGUCCAUAAGUUGACCUUAAAUUGAUAUUGGGAUUUGUCUUCUCUCAUCAGGUGCGGAUUCUCAUUGCUCCAGCUGUGUAGGUUGUGAAGAUUUAAAUAGCCAUCUUUCUUGCAGGUUGUUUCAUCCGACCAUAGUACUUUAUCCAAGAACUGAGGAUCUUCCCGAUGCUUUUGAAGCAUCACUCGGCAAAAUGCGAUCCGCAGUGGAUAGUCCCGUGAUAGUAACGUUUGUACACGUCUGUAAUGAUAUGGGUGUAGCCGAUGACGUUUUAGUAUUCGAUGUGCUGAACUUUUUGGGAUUCCCGUAGCUGCUUCUAUGGCACGCACUGAGGUAGUUGAAUCAAUGUUUAUUUCAUUGAGAACUUCUUCAUCGCAUUCCGAUCUAGGUCUUCCAGCGUUUCUUCUAGCUGACGGCAAACGACCCUCCGAAAACGCUUGAUGCACAUUCAUAAAUACCCGAUAAUCUGGAUAUCUUUGAGCGUUUGGGUACCUUUCUCGAUACAAUCUGCUAGCAGCGUUAGCAUUGCACCGACAUUCUCCAUAAAUGAGAUGCAUGUUAGCGUAUUCCAUCGGCGUGUAUGGUUGCGGCAUGAUAACGCUAAACAGUCCAAAAUACACCAAAAGUCCAAUUCACAAAACACAGGCACAGUCCAAAAUAAUGCCAGGUCAGUUCAGUUUGCAGAUCACUUAAGUCCAGUCCAAAAUGCAAAGCCAAAAGUCGUUAGUACGAGAGCCACGUCAAUUGAAUACGGAAAGUUGCGCAGUAAACAAAGGAGCAGAGCGUACUGACUUGCUGGGAACAGGAUUUUCUUUACCUGCAUCAUUGUCAUUCAACAAAGAACAUCUGUCUAUCCCUCUCUAACGUAUACUUAUCGCUAUCUUUCUCUCUCUCUCUCUCUCUUAUUUUUAAAUGUUAUCGUUCGUUCCAUUAAAAUUCUAGGAAAUUGCAACGUAUGACUCACAUCAUUUUGUGCAUAAAGUAAAAGUGAUUUCUAGGAGCAAAAACAUUUUAGAAAUUUAGUUCUUGUUUACAAAUGGUACGCAUAUUUUUUUUUUGCGACUAGUUAUCCUAGGGUAUUAUACUAUUUUGAAAUCUUGAUUAGUUGCGUCAACUUUGAAAAUAACUUGCCAUAGCGGUGUUCAUACUUUUUUUUGCAAGACCAUGAGUCAAAGUAGACUGAAAGUAAAAAUCUUUAAAAAUUUGAGGGAAAAAAAAUAUUUUGAUAUUUUUUUGUGUAAAAACUGCGGGCAUUGUGGUGUUUUUAAGAGUUGUGGUGAAUAGUAGUACUACUUAGGUUCCGAUACAAAAAAAAUCUUAAGCAUAUUUAAGAAAUUGUAGCUGCGGUAGUUCAAAAUAUCAUACAAGGUGUAAAUUUUCAAAGAAUUUUAAAAUUUAUUUUGUAACUAAAAAAAAAAUUUAGGUAUAUUUUUUUUAUUAUUUUUCCUUAAGUGCUCAUGAGCAGGUCAAUCUUUUGGCGCCCGCUUAUCGUUGAAUUUUGGGACACGUUGUAUAAAGCAAUUAAAUGGGCAAUAAGCGUAGACUGAGAUGCUUUUAAAAACAAAACGUGUUUUAUGAUGAAUAUUGGAGAGUUAGAUUUGGAAUUGCUGGAACAAUUGAAUCAUUUUGGGGUGAUUUUUGAAUCUCGAUCUUGGAAAAGUAUGAAUGGGUAAUUAAUUAAAUAUGUAAAUUCUCUUAGGUCCAUUUCGAAACGUUUUUGGUUAAUAAUAGUUUUAGAUCUCAGUGAAAAUGGAAUUAAAGUAGGCAAAACUAAUAUGCAGCUUUUAACGAAAAAGUUUCUUAGUCCCUAAUUUUUUAAAUUUUUGUAGAAUUGGAAAAAGGUAGCUUGUCAAUAUAUUUGUAAGUAAAAGCUAUCCAAAACGAAAACUAUUCUUAACUAAAAAAAAUAUUUUUUUGGUGCAGUCUGCCGAAAUUAGACUUUUGUAAGUCUAAUUUCGGCAGACUGCACCUACCACCUACUUUACAGUUUUAAAGAAAACUGUCGGUAAUGUAUGUAGGUACAUUGUAUAAUUAUUUAUUACGAACUAUGGCCAACUCCAAAAGUUGGUGUAAUGUAUAUCUUGUAGCAUUUAAGUUAUGUAUGGAUGUUAGUGAUUUUAUGAAACAUAAUGAAUGUUUAGACUUUAUACUUAAGGCAUGUAUUCUGUAGGCAUCUUUUCAUUUGAGUUACGUAGGCGAAACGUAUGGUUAGUUCUAAAGCAUUUACAAACUUUACCAUUUGGUAGAAAUAUUAGAUAAAGAUUUUUUUUUUAUAAUACUUAAAUUAUUUUUAUAUUACUUAGUUGGAUAAAUUCAAUAAACAUAUGAAGUAAAGUGACAGAAUAGUCAACAUUUUUGCGCAGACAGGAACAUUGAUCUUCCAGUUGUAGGAAUAUUUUCAUACGCAAUUGAAUAAGAGCCGUGAUAGCCCAGUGGACAUGACCUCUGCCUCUGAUUCCGGAGGGUGUGGGUUCGAAUCCGGUCCGGGGCAUGCACCUCCAUCUUUUCAGUUGUGUGCAUUUUAAGAAAUUAAAUAUCACGCGUCUCAAUCGGUGAAGGAAAACAUCGUGAGGAAACCUGCAUACCAGAGAAUUAUCUUAAUUCUCUGCGUGUGUGAAGUCUGCCAAUGCAACGCAUUGGGCCAGCGUGGUGGACAAAUGGCCUUGCCCCUCUCAUUCUGAGAGGAGAUUCGAGCUCAGCAGUGAGCCGAAUAUGGAUUGAUGACGUCAAUUGAAUAAACAACAAAAAAUAGGCAAAUAUUAUUUUCAUGAAGGUUCUAAAUGUUAUAUUAGAAAUUUUUAAAAUGUAUGUAAAACCUAUUAUUUUGUACCUCAAAUGAAAAGGGAUGUUCCAUCCAAAUAUUGCCAAGUGGAUACAUGGCUUUAAUCGUUCGGUAGUUGGUGUAUACUGUGAUAAAGAUACGUGCCUUAAUGCCUUGAAAUUUUCUUUCAUACCUUAUUUACUGAUAUCUAUUUAUAUAUAUUUAAAUACACAGACAGAAAGUAUGUUCAUACUACCUACGUGUAUUUAAAUAUCAGCCAUAUUUUGUAAGAAACUUUAUACCUACAUAUUACGGGCCAUGUUUUGCAAGGUGGUAAAAGUUUAUAUUGCAGUUCAGAGUUUUUUAACCAACUUCAAAAAAGGAGGAGGUUUCUAAAUUCAACCGUAUAUAGGUAUAUAUAUUUUAAAAUUAUUAACAAGUUACAUUUGAUUAGUUAACAUUUGAUAACGAUCUUACCCGACUUUAAGUGACAAUUUAUUUUACAGAUGUAUUCUAAGAAAUAAAUUCCUAGUUUCUCUAUGCCGUCUGUUUGAAUUUAUAGACUUCUAAGUUCUAAAUACUUAAUGAUUAUUGUGUUGCCCAAAAUUUUGUAUCGUAUAAUACUUAUAUCACUAUUGAUUUUAAAAGAAUGGCUAACUUCGUCCUUAGUACAAGUAGGUAUAUAAAGUUUCCAUGAAUUUCUUUUUUGUUUACUAAAGUUUUAUUUUCUUGCAUUUCAUACUGAUACGUUUGUAACGUGAUCUUCCGUUUUAUAACGAAGCCAGAUUAUAUUUCUUUCUUAUUUAUUGUGUCAAUAAAGCUGUUUUACAUGUCAA